This is a messenger RNA of Prorocentrum cordatum, 3814 nucleotides long. The record is from the annotation of a GenBank genome assembly. NCBI's taxonomy places the organism in Eukaryota, Dinophyceae, Prorocentrales, Prorocentraceae.
AGGACCAGUGAUGCGUGGAGGCCCGGGGCGAGCUCGCGGGCGUCGGCGACGGCGCGCUCGCGGAUGGAGUGGCUCUCCGGGCGGUCGCGCGAGUCCAGGUGGGGGGAGGGCUUCAGCAAUCCCCGACAUACGCCUGGCGUAGCCCCGCCCGGGUCAGACUGCUGCCGCGCCCCGCAGUUGUUGCAGGGGAGGCGGUGAGGGUGGCGCAGCGGGCUCCGCCGAGGCCGGAGCGGCGCAGGGCGCCCCAGAGGCAGUGGUCGGUGCCCUUCUGGUCCGUGGUGACGGGCAGCGUGCUCACGGCUGUGGUCUUCGCCGUGGCCGGCACCUUCGUGCCCAUGACUAUUUCUCCACUCGCUUGCGAGACGACACUGCAGACUCCUGUUCCAUUGCGGUUGCUAGGGGCAACGGGCUCCUGGCAGACCUGGUCUACAACGAUCUGACCAGCACAUCCUACGUGAGCCUCCUGCACGCCAUCGAGCUCAACAUCAUGGGCUUUGUCAUGGAGCCAGCCUACUCUGCCGUGGGCUCGCUUGGAGGUUCGGUCGCCAUUCAGAACAUGUUCGAGAACGGCUGGACUGGGAACAGGGACUUCGACGAGCGAGUGCAGCUGAGCCGCUUUGCGUGGGCCAGCCUGGAGCCCCAGUGGCUCGACACUUUGGGCACCCGCAAUGCUGAAUUCGACAGCCAGGUGAACAAUUGGCGCAGGGCUCGCACGACCAACCUGAAGAUCGGAUUCGCGUCAGGGCAGUGGAUCGGCAUGACUUUUGAGAGCGACAGAUCUGAUUAUUGCAGUGACAAGAGCUGCACCGCACAAUGCUGGCGAUACCACAUGGAGUCCAACGGGUCUACGGUCGAGACUGUCAAGGUGACAUUGGGCAGCACGGCGCCGUUUGACUGCCGUGAACAGUGUCAGUCCCACACGGGCUGCAAUUAUUGGACUCUGAUCACGUUGACCGGAGACUGCAUCCUGAAGAGCGAUGUAGGAGAGCUCAAAUACCGGAAUGACGCCAUCUCUGGAAUCCCCAAUUGCGUCCCGGAUCUCUCAGAAACUGUAAAUUCUUUCGGGCACGUGGCAGACGGAACUCACAUGUCUUUCUGGCCAAUUUACGACUUCAAGACGGGAGCCCCCGGACCGAUGACGACCAUAACCACCCCGGAGGCGAACACGACGAAGGAACCUUGGUACUUGCCGCAGGCACAGCUCGCAAAGCAGGGGCGGCCUCUGACGGGUGCGUGGUCGAACAUUCACGUUCAUAAUGACAACGUCGCGAUCGCCUGGACUAUCCCCGUCGCGUACUGCGGGGACUACUCGUGCCUGGACGGCGUCAUCGCCACCACCAUCGGCCUGGCCGGUGUGAGCUACGACGCGUUCGGCCUCUGGCUGGCUUUCCGGGAUCGGCUGUCGCGGCCCCCCUACGAGUUCCCCAUCGGGUCCGACAACUCCAGCAUGUUCAUCGUCUCCCGGAAGGCCCGCUCGCCCGGCCAGGAGGGCCUGCUCGUCGGGUGCUCGGACGGGUGUCCUGGCGUCCCAGGCGCCGACGACAUCCGCGACAUGCUCCAUAUCGACGGGCAGCUCCCCUACGCCGCCAACUUCUCGAACCCCGCGGUCACCGCGACGUCCCGGGCGAUCCUGCAGCGCUUCGGCACGUGGAGCAACAGGAGCCUGGAUGAGCACCAGAUGUUCACGUUCUGGCCCAAGGGCGUGGACCACAUCUUCGAGCCGGGGGAGGGCUGCCUCGCAGAGCUCGACCAGGCCGGGUUGGGCGGCGAGUGCUGGCAGGCCAGCACCAUCUCGGUGCGGCUCGACGAGGCCACCGCGUGGCUGGUGGUGCUGGUGCUGCCCGCAGCCUCCUUCGCGCAGAAGUCAUCCGAGGUGGCGAGGAAUGCGACGCUCCAGGUGCAGUGGAUCGACAGACACUCCGCCGAGAAGGUCACCAGCGCCCGCCGCAAGUCCCUGUGCGUUGCCCUCGCGGUGCUGCUGCUCAGCGCUUGCCUGGGCACCUGCCUCGGCCUCCGCGUCUCGAGCCGCCUGGAGGAGCUGACCGACCUCACGCAGCGCCUCAGCAACCUCGACUUCACGCAGCCGAGCAAGCUGAAAGUGUGCCUCAUCAGCGACGUGAUCAACUUGCAGCAGGCGUUCUGCAGCCUCACGCGUGGCAUACAGGCCUUUGCUCGGUUCGUGCCGGAGCCUGUGGUGCUCAGCCUGGUGCACGGGCAGAACAUCCAAAUGGAGGAGCGCGAGGUUACGAUCCUCAGCUCUGACAUCGAGGACUUCACCAAGAUAUCCAAAGCGUUGGGCCACUUGGAGCUGCUCUUCAUGCUCACGCGCUACCUCUCCGUGAUGCAGCGUGUCGUGCAGAUGUACAAAGGUGUGGUCGCAGAGAUUCUGGGAGAUGGGCUGCUAAUCUAUUGGAACGCGCCCGAUGACGUGGAGAAGCCGGCCGAGCUGGCGUGCGCCGCGGCAGUGUUGAUGCAGGAGAAGGUCAUGGACCUCCUGAACGACGAAUUUUCUUCCAUAGACUUGCCACGCAUUCGGAUCCGGAUAGGCAUCCACACAGCGCUGGUAUCGAGCGGGACCGUGGGCAGCGAGAUGAAGAAGAAAUUCGGCGUCUUGGGGCCUGGAGUGGAUAUCGCAAAUCACUUAGAGUCGUCGUGCAAGGUGUACCAGAAGCAGACCCUCGUGUCGGAGCGCACGAUGAACGCGCUGUCGCCCGACAGCGGCUUCAGCUUCAUGGAGGUCGGCUCGGAGCGGAUCGAAGGUGAAGACGAACCAAUGAAGAUAUACGAGUUGAUCUCACGCGACUGGAGCCCCAGGGGGGACCUGGCCGAGGAGAGCGGGAUGCCCAGCGCGCUGGAAGGCUUGGAGAAGGCCGCGGUGACCCCGGUAGCCAUGGAGGCCACCCAGACAGCCAGCCGUUUAUUCGGCCCCCCAGACCAACACCAGAGCCCAGGUAGCGUCGCGGGCAUGGUCGCAGUGAGAAGCAGGAGGAGCAGGCGCGCUCACUGGCAGGGCGACGAGGACGCGGCACAGGCCGUGGCGGAGUCGGGGGAGUCGCUGCAGCGGAACUCGGCCCUCUUUUCGAACGAGGGCAUGUUGGAGCUCCUCCAGUCGACGAGCAGCGUGGCGAGUUUGUCGGGCACAAUGUCGAUGGCCAGUCAGGUUUAUGUGUGAGUAUGCCUCGGCGAUCAGCGUGACCAGCCUGGCCAUUGGUGACUGAAGGGAGGUUGUGGCCACUGGCAGCUGCGACGACAAAGUUGCAGCCCGUGUAUGCGGACAAUCUCAAGGUGGAUACGCGAAAGGACUGUGCAUUUGACACCGCAGGUGUGAUCCGGCUCACUGGCGAGCGAGGUCCUACAAACGACCUCGAACGAUCGCAGGAGGGGCGUUCCAGUGUAAGCAUAAUGCUACUCCUCCGCCGACAGGUUUACACGAGAAUUUGACUACCGUGGGGGGUGGGCCACAUGUGUCGACCUGACCUGCAAUGCUGACGCUCCGUGUGUUAUCCCAGGGCUUCAUGUCGUGUUGGGCGAGGGGCCAAUGUGCCCACUGCGCCUCGCGUCUGGCCACUGGGUCGUUCCCAUAAUUUUUGUUGCUGGCUUCGGAGUCCAGGCCCAUGUGCGCGAUGCAGGGCGUACAGGCGUACAGGCUACAUGAUAAUUCGUGGUGGGAGCUAUCCUCCUCAUCAUCCGCCUCCUUUUCUUCCCCGCGUGAAUCUACCAUGACAAGAAGCACAGCGGCCUUACCCCCCCCGAAGGGCCUCCGCAAAAAGGUUUGCCUGGCAAAGAACCCGACCAUGUGCAGCUGCGAGUGCCG